This is a messenger RNA of Salarias fasciatus (jewelled blenny), 1538 nucleotides long. RefSeq names its product fibromodulin a (gene fmoda). Gene Ontology annotation, molecular function: protein binding. The record is from RefSeq and is a predicted model, not a curated record. The transcript has 6 exons. The coding region runs from base 66 to 1112 and encodes 348 amino acids. NCBI's taxonomy places the organism in Eukaryota, Metazoa, Chordata, Actinopteri, Blenniiformes, Blenniidae.
AGAGUCUGAGAGAGGGGACAAGGAGGGCCAGUGUUGCUCCGCAGACUACAGCGGAGUCUUUGACCAUGCGUCUGGUGAUAGCCUUUCUCCUGUCUGCCCUGCUCCCGGUAUCUCUCUCCCGACGGGACCCCCUGGGAUGGCUGUAUGGACCAAGGGCCCAGUCGUACUAUCCGGCGUCCCUGCGGGCAGAUGCUUCCGCCGCCGAGUGUCCGGAGGAGUGCGACUGCCCCCCCUCUUUCCCUGUCGCCAUGUACUGUGACGGGCGGGGCCUGACAGCCAUGCCAACUAUUUCCUCCCGCAUCAAAUACCUGUACCUCCAAAACAACGCCAUCACGGCGAUUCCGGACGCCACUCUGGCCAAUGCCACCAGCUUGGUGUGGCUCAUGAUGCAUCACAAUCAGCUGGCGUCCGACGCCAUUGGCAAGGAGGUAUUUUCGAAGCUGGGGACACUUGAGCGUUUAUAUCUGCAACACAACAAUCUGAGCAGCAUUCCUCCAAGCCUGCCUCGCACCCUGCGAGACCUGAGGAUCGACCAUAACAAGAUCGAAAAGGUAACACCUGCAGACCUAGAGGGGAUGGAUAACCUCACGAUCCUGUAUCUCCAUGAUAAUGCUCUCACAGACAUCGGCUCAUCGCUGAAACCGCUGAAGUCUCUCACACUCCUGGACAUCAGCGGGAACAAGCUGACAAAGGUCCCUGACGGUCUCCCUGAACAUCUGCACCAGCUCUACCUGGAGUCCAACUCCAUCGACUCGCUGCCCGAUGGUUUCCUGGGCGGCUUCACUCAGCUGCAGUACGUCAGGAUGGCGCACAACCAGCUGACAGACAAAGGCAUCCCGCCGCACGCCUUCAACGUGACGGGGCUGGUGGAGCUGGACCUGAGCUUCAACAAGCUGGAGAGAAUCCCGACCGUCAGCUCCACGCUGCAGCACCUCUAUCUGCAGGCCAACCAGAUCAAAGAGUUCACUUUGGGCAGUUUCUGUGGUGUGGUGGACGUGACAAACUUCUCCAAGCUGAGAACGCUGCGGCUGGAGGGGAACGAGAUCAGCCGAGAGGACAUCCCCUCAGAGUCCACGCUCUGCCUGCGCCAGGCCUCCACCAUCGAGAUCUGAGUGUCUCAAACACUUUUUGACAGCACGUUUGUGAACAUAGCUUCAGUUUAAUACAAGCAGCUUGAUGCCAAACCACAGCAGGAGGUGUGAGAUAGUCGGAAAGUUACUCCUGAGAAAAGACCGACUUCUUCAUCUUGUGAAGAAGCCUCCUUAUCCAUCUUUGUAGUUUUAACUAAAUUGCAUCAAUUAUUUUGCACAUUAGCUUAUUCAUUUUAGAUUUAUUCCUUGAACGAGUAUCAAUGAGAUUUUUUUUUUCCCAAAUAAAGAGCAACUUAUGUUUCUAGUUCAUUUUAUCAAUCAUGUGUAUUAAUCCUCAGCGCCUGAGGCCUUUCCUGAGGAUUAACCUCAUUUAUAUUCUAUUAUCGUCUCAAAACUAGUUUUUCUUCCUGUAUGCCUUUUAGUGUUCUGUUUAUUACAUUGAUGAUU